This is a messenger RNA of Ambispora gerdemannii, 258 nucleotides long. NCBI's taxonomy places the organism in Eukaryota, Fungi, Glomeromycota, Glomeromycetes, Archaeosporales, Ambisporaceae. The record is from the annotation of a GenBank genome assembly.
AAAUCAUAUCAUUGAAAGAAAAAGAAGAAAAUGAAUUUCUGAAUUUGCAGUAUAAGGAACAGGAUCAAAACUUAUUUUUGAACAAUACUUUAUCAGAAUCAUCUUACAAAAUCAUCCAAUCAGAAUUAAGCUCUAUUGAUCAAGUACAAGGUACCAUUACUUUUGAGAGCAGAGCUCAUGUCUGUAAAAACACUCUUAAGAGCCGUUCCACAAUAAUAAGAAUUCCAUACAAUCAGAAAGUAGAACAGGAUUUAAUAG